CUGAACCGACGGGUGAACAUGUCCAAGGUGAAGCUCGACGUCGUCAAGCCGUGGGUCGCGCGGCGCGUCACCGAGCUCCUCGGCAUCGAGGACGACGUCCUCGUGUCGAUGAUAUUCAACGUGAUGGAGAUGGACCAGAUACACAAGGACGGGAGCGUGAUGUACGGGCAGCUGCUGACGUUCUUGGAGCGGAACACCGCGACGUUCAUGACGGAACUGUGGGAUCUGCUCGUGAGCGCGCAGGAGAACGCCCACGGCGUCCCGCAAGCGUUCAUCGACGCCAAGGAGGCGGAGCUGACGCGUCAA
Messenger RNA from Micromonas pusilla CCMP1545, 306 nucleotides. RefSeq lists its product as uncharacterized. The transcript has 2 exons. Gene Ontology annotation, biological process: regulation of mRNA splicing, via spliceosome; mRNA processing. Lineage: Eukaryota; Viridiplantae; Chlorophyta; Mamiellophyceae; Mamiellales; Mamiellaceae. The annotation marks the transcript as partial. Gene Ontology annotation, molecular function: RNA binding. The record is from RefSeq and is a predicted model, not a curated record. Gene Ontology annotation, cellular component: spliceosomal complex.